AUGUCAGAGUGUAUCCAGUCAAGACUUGCGAGCGAGAUUUGCAACAGGAGUCCGGCAGGAGAGGACGAAGGCCUAAACGAAGGCUUUGCUCUUGUGUUUCAGAGAGAGGCCGCUCCUCCGCCCACGCGCGCGGGCCUCUUGGCGCAGCGCUCGCACGCGCCGCCCCACCACCCGCCGCCGCCGGCGAGGGCGGGCGCGGAUAGCGACGGCGGCCAGUCCUGGAGGGAGCUCACGUGCGGCACCUGCGGCAAGAGGUUUCACGGCCGGAAUAGCAAGUCGAACCUGGAGCGGCACCUGCAGAUCCACACGGGGGUCAAGCCGUUCCAGUGCCCGCUGUGCUCGCACCGCGCCAACCGGAAGGCCAACCUCAAGACGCACAUUGAGGCCCGCCACGGCGCCGACGCCAUCCCGGCCUACCUCUAGGGGUCCCGGCGCCGCCCCGGCCUGCCUCCGAGGGCCCCGGCGUAUCUCACGGGCCCCGGCGCCGCCCCGGCUUAGGGCUAGGGACUCUGGCGCCGCCCUAGCCUAUGUUAGGGGCCCCGGCGCUGUCCUGGCCCAUCUCUAGGGGCCUCGACGCCACAUUUCAGUACAACAUCCCGCUCGCUCUCUGAGGGUCAUUCCUAUGGUGAUAUUGCCCUGUCUCGGAGGCGGCGGGAAUCCAAACGUGAUCAUACGCUAGAAGAGAACACUGGUGCUGAGGCCACCUUAAAUGACCUUGAUGAUACAGCGAUACAAAAUGACCGUCAAAGUGAAACUCAUCUUUUGCUUUUUUGCAUUUAUACAACUCUUUUUAUCUAAGAAUUAUGCUCAGAUCAUUCCAUGGGACACAAAAUGGUUGUUGUAGAUGUUUGUUUUGAAAAAUUCUGAAUAUUUUUUUCAAUCCAAAUGUCUGUAAAAAAAAUUAUAGUCAAAUGAGGGGAAAAUAUUGCUUGAACGGAAGAGGUGUGUGAAGUAAAAUGCAUUUAAGAGCAUGCUAUGUAAUGGCAUCUGUCACUACACAUCAAACAAUUUCGUCUCUUUUGUUCCCUUUAUACAUUUUUCGUCCAUUUUUUCUCUCUUUUCUUUUUCACUUUUUACAAAAUAGUCGUUUCUCUUAUCCUAUUGUAUAAGUCGCUUUUUUUACGUUAAAUCAGUGAGGCUAAAAAAAUAAAACGAUGAGGCUUUAGUUUUAGUUCCGUGUGUAAAUACGUUGCAUGUCUUGCCAGUCGGUUGAGUAGGCCUGGCGACGGUGGG
Molecule: messenger RNA, 1233 nt
Organism: Penaeus vannamei (Pacific white shrimp)
Lineage: Eukaryota; Metazoa; Arthropoda; Malacostraca; Decapoda; Penaeidae
Source: RefSeq, a predicted model, not a curated record